Messenger RNA from Lineus longissimus, 4170 nucleotides. Its product is annotated as protein-glucosylgalactosylhydroxylysine glucosidase-like. The transcript has 12 exons. Gene Ontology annotation, biological process: carbohydrate metabolic process. Bases 647 to 3085 code for a protein of 812 amino acids. The record is from RefSeq and is a predicted model, not a curated record. NCBI's taxonomy places the organism in Eukaryota, Metazoa, Nemertea, Pilidiophora, Heteronemertea, Lineidae. Gene Ontology annotation, molecular function: hydrolase activity, hydrolyzing O-glycosyl compounds.
CGGGAUUGCCCUUGCUGUUGGAUACUGGAGGUGGUUUGGACUCGGGGUUUCCCUCUGUGGAAGUGCGGUUCAGGGAGGAGUGUUCUGUUGAAGGUCCCCCUGCUGUUGGAAUGGUCCUACUGGAGCUGGCUGGACCUAGGGUGCGCUGAUAUCCAUACUAUUCGGACUGCAGGUGUUCGUUUUGGGGUAAGAUUCCGAGAGGCGUGUCGUAGAAGGAACGGAAGCGUGCAGCUGUGUCGCACCAUGUGCGGUUAUGCUGACGUCCUCAUCAGGAAGUAGAAUUAUACGUAAUAUGUGAUUUAUUCAGAGAAAAUUGAAUUUGGAGAACAGGAUGCAAAUGUAGCCAAACACAGUUGUGAAACCCGAGCUUUUUUAUCCACAGAGAGCAAAGAUUGAUCUGGUCGGAUGGUGAAUCACCUGGUGAAGUGAACUCAAAAGAAAACACUUUAGAAACACAAGUUUGGGAAUAAUUUUAUGAAAACUAUAGAUUUCGUUGAGAGGUUGCUUUUUCAGUGAGAGUCGGAUCCUGUUCUGGCACCUGGUGUUGUUAGAUAACUGUGUAUCGGAUGGAAUAUAUCGCUAAUACGUAAUGGAUAUACAUGUAUCAACCUUGGACUAAUGCAAGAAGAUACUGGAGGAGGGAUAGAUGAAUGCACAUGACAUGACUUGGCAACCACUGUUGAUGCUCUUGUUAUUCCUGCGAGCAUCAGAAUCAAGAUGGCCGACCAAGAGACAAGUCCCUCAAACAAUACCCAACAAAGGAACAAGCUGGAAGGAAUUUGUCGCAGAUAGGUUGCCAACUGUCAAUGGGGCCACGGACCUCAACUUCAUCCCGUACGUCGGUAACGGAUACCUAGCCUACGUCCCCUACUCGGACACUAUCCACUUAGCCGGGCUGUACAGCGGGGCGGGAUCAGCCAGUCAUAGGACCAGGAUCUUCCCUGACCGUGCAUUUACUAUCAAACCAGAGAAUAGUGAUGGGGAUGGUAGGCCAUUGAAUCAGGUCAAGACAUACAGUCUAAACGUGGAAAAAGGAUACUACGAGGAAAAAACUGACAUGGUGAACGCCCAGUUCACCGGCUCCCUCCGCACUUACGCCCACGCCGACCCUUCUCUGAGUAAUGUCCUCGUACAGGAAGUAUACAUCAAGCGCCACGCCAGCGCUUUAUUACACCAAGAUGUCAUCUUCGAACCACAGUUUCUGAAGGCAGCAGAAAGUGAUGACGUCACCAUGAAGUGUGAUUUCAUUGUUGGGGUCAGUCGGGAGAGAAACUGCAGCGGUAGAGUACUGACAGGAGAGUCCCCCAGCGUCAAACCAACUAACAUCUAUAUGUUCUACACAUAUCCUAAUUUGAUCAUGAUGAGAGCAUCUGAGAGCACGGCCACCAAUCAGUUUAUUCGGGUGGUGGACACGGACAGAGACAGAGCAGAGGCAAGCUUUCAUUUAGCAAAAUCUCUCAGAGCAAGCAAAGAGCUCUACAGCCGCCAUAUAAGUCAAUGGCGAAACCGCUGGAACAAAUUCAGCAUAGAUAUCAAGGGAAACAAGGAGUUAGAAGACCUUGCUUACAGCAGCAUGUAUCAAUUACUAAGUGCCCUACCUCCGACAGAGACUGUCAAUUUCCAAGGCUUUGCGCAUGACGGCAAUUCAAAUGGUCACGUGAUGUGGAACCAGGACGUCUGGACGUUUCCAGUGACUCUGAUAUUUUCUCCAGAAACUGCGAGAUUACUCCUAAAAUAUCGGACAGACAGACUUCAGGCUGCUAGAGCUCUUGCCAAAGAGGUUGGGAGAAAAGGUGCCAAGUUUCCAUGGGAAAGCGCCCAAACCGGACAUGACGUCACGCCGAACGACUGCAACAUAUGUCGUUCGAAUCCAGGAGCAGAGUGUAAAGCAUGUAGUGACGUCAAUAAAUAUGCAGAUCACGUGACCUCUGACGUUGCAAUGGCGGGCCGUCUGUACGUGUUAGCGACUGAGGAUCGUAACUGGCUGGCAAAUGAGGAAGGUCUGCCUCUGUUGACAGAAACGGCGGAGUAUUUUGUAUCAAAGGCGACUUAUAGUAAAACAAAGAAGCGAUAUGAUAUUUUAGGAGUUAUGGGUCCAGACACAUAUCAACUCAGGUCAAACACCCGAAAGGUAGACAACGACAUCUACACCAACAUAGGAGCUUCUCUCGCCAUCCAGUAUGCUCGCUACGCCGCUUGCCUCGUAGACAAGGAAGGGGCCGUACCGGAUAGCUGGAUGGCCGUGGCGAGGCAGAUGAACUAUCCCAUGAACGCUGCUGAUGAAUUCCGAGAGCCAUUUGAUGGCUACAGUAGAUUAACAGAUGCAUCCGAAAAGAACCUCUACAUCCCGGGUCCUCUGAUGGUGGACUACCCAUUAGCAUUUAAGAUAUCACCAGCAGACAGAAGGAAUAACUUGGAGAAAUACGCAUCUCAACUGGUGGAUAAUCCGCCAGUGUAUGCGUACGCAGCUAUUGUGAUGAAUUGGUUAGCCCUGAAUGAUACAGAGAAAGCCGGUUUGUCGCUUAAGAAGAUGACCACUGGGUAUCCAAGGGGGCCAUUUUCGGUGUGGACAGACACAACCACAGACAUGGUCCAAACCUCCAACUUUGUUCCCGGGGCAGCUGCCUUCCUAUCCACGCUCAUCUUCGGCUACGGAGGCAUCCGAAUCUUCCCCGAUCACAUGGACAUCAAUCCGCAGUGUCUUCCAUCAUCAAGUGGUGUCAAGUUCCAGGGCAUCACAUACAUGGGUGCAAUAUUCAAGAUCGAGGUUUACGGGUGCGAGACUACUGAGCCGUUCGUCACCCUGACCUUACAAGAACGGCAAAGGCCCGGGACGUUUAAGCUGAGAUACGAGAGUACGGGGGAGGAGAAGGAGAUUUUCGAAGAUAUGCCAGAGACCUACCCCCGUGGCCUAGUCAGUAUUUUUCCAACUCGAACAGUCUCCUGUUCUCUUCCAAGUCCACCUGAACAUGGCAGUAUCAUAUCGGCAGCGACACCAAUAUCAACAAUAGGAACAAUGACAAUAUUUCUUGUAACUUUAGUUACGGUGCUAACGAAUUCGAUGGAUAUCACUCAUUUGAGAUAAAAGUUAGAUUUUCUGAUAGAGUUAAUGUUGUUGUGGGCGGCGAGAGCUCGGCCAGGACGUUGUCUGAUAGCCGUCUCUCCUUCAGGAUGCUCCCAGUAAAACUGGCUCAAAGGCACACCUCUGCAGUAUUGCAAUGCGAACAACGUCGAAAAUGGGAUAUCUUGGCAGUCAGUUUUGAUCACGAAUUUUGGAUCUUUGUCGUAACUUUACAAAAACCACGACGAGGAAUCAUGAUGAGGUCGAGUCAUGCAGACAAGUCGAGCUUCGUAACGUUAGGCCAACAUGGUUGGAGGCAAGCCAUUUGUUUAAACCUCACAUGUACGUCGACUCGCUAAGUUUCGACACAUUAAUUUUAGGAAGGAGAUGGCAUUUACGAUACAGCCUAAUCUUGCCACACUUAGCUGUUACAACCGCCGUUAUUGUUUGCUGUCAUUAGAUCAGAGUACUGUUGUUACACUCUAAUUACUCAGAUGGUGCCCAACAUAAUUAUCAUAAGUUGGUUUUAGAUACAAGCACAUUGCCAGGUUCUUCUGUAGAUGCAGUUCAAUGCAGCUCGUUAUUCCAGUAAAGCCACACAGAAUCUCAGUCUGUUGAUACCAUAUAUAAUACUCAGUAAACGUGGCUUAGGGGACAUCAUACUAACUUCUCGAACAUGUGUACAAGUCAUUUUGAACGUGGUAACAAUAGGUCAUUGGAGUUAAAUGCAAAUCACAUUAGAUGUAUUCUUUCUCGCACUUUUUUACCGAAACAGUAUAAGUAAAACAUAAUGUGUAUCAUUUAUAAUGUACAAAGCUCUUUAUUUAUGAACGUAGCAUUGCUUAAUGAGGUUUGUAGUGUUUAGUAUAAAGUCAUGCAUGACGAAGACGUUUAGAAGCAUAAUGAUUCCAUUAUUUGAACGUGGCCAUAGGCAAUCUGCGAUGGGAUACCCAAUCUUGGGAGCUUACGAGAACUAGGAAGCUUUUGUACGUUGGUCUCAGACCAGACAACUCUCUACUCCCCAAACUACUUAUGCUUGAUGUAAAUAUUAUGAACUGCCUCUACUUGUCAUAAGCAAUAUCCAAGAAAAUAAAUAGAAAAUACCCUGU